AAGGACCGGGCGAAAGCCCCCGCGAAGAAGAAAGAGGACCCGAGUGCCAUCAAAGAACGGGAGGUCCCCCAGCAUCCCUCUUGCUUGUUCUUCCAGUAUAAUACACAGCUGGGCCCCCCUUAUCACAUCCUGGUUGACACUAACUUCAUCAACUUCUCCAUCAAGGCCAAGCUAGACCUAGUGCAGUCAAUGAUGGACUGUCUCUAUGCCAAGUGUAUUCCAUGUAUCACAGAUUGUGUAAUGGGUGAAAUCGAGAAGCUGGGACAGAAGUACCGUGUGGCACUAAGGAUUGCCAAGGACCCUCGGUUUGAACGCCUGCCAUGUAUGCACAAAGGAACCUAUGCAGAUGACUGCUUGGUACAAAGAGUCACUCAGCACAAAUGUUACAUUGUGGCCACAGUGGAUAAGGAGCUCAAGCGGAGAAUAAGAAAAAUCCCUGGAGUGCCUAUAAUGUAUAUUUCCAGGCACAGAUACAAUAUUGAGAGGAUGCCAGAUGAUUAUGGAGCUCCUCGAUUCUAACCUGUCCAGCCAAGCCAUCGAUGCCAGGACUCUGAGCCAGGAUAAGAGUCCAUCUAGUUCCAACCAUCCUGCUUUCUUUUUUGCUGGGACUCUGCUCACAGGACUGUGGGUAACAUUGAACUGACUUCUUUGCCUUGAUUUUCUAAGAAAAAGCUACUUGGAAGAGUCUGGGUUUACUCAUCUUUGUUCUGAC
Acanthisitta chloris (rifleman) is the source of this 712-nucleotide messenger RNA. It is a transcript of the gene FCF1, whose product is annotated as FCF1 rRNA-processing protein. Gene Ontology annotation, cellular component: nucleolus; small-subunit processome. NCBI's taxonomy places the organism in Eukaryota, Metazoa, Chordata, Aves, Passeriformes, Acanthisittidae. The transcript is spliced from 6 exons. The record is from RefSeq and is a predicted model, not a curated record. The annotation marks the transcript as partial.